Leopardus geoffroyi (Geoffroy's cat) is the source of this 5758-nucleotide messenger RNA. It is a transcript of the gene KIF5A, whose product is annotated as kinesin family member 5A. The record is from RefSeq and is a predicted model, not a curated record. The coding region runs from base 314 to 3433 and encodes 1039 amino acids. Gene Ontology annotation, molecular function: microtubule motor activity; microtubule binding; ATP binding. The transcript is spliced from 30 exons. Gene Ontology annotation, biological process: microtubule-based movement. Lineage: Eukaryota; Metazoa; Chordata; Mammalia; Carnivora; Felidae.
CCCCGCGAAGGAAGCCCCGCCCGCCGCCGCCCCGCCCAGGCCCGCAGCGCGGCGCUGCAGCGCGAGGGGCGGAGAGGCAGAGAGCCGAGAGAGGAGGACCAGACGCCCAGGUCGCCUGCAUCCCUGUGCCGCAGGAGCGAGCAAGCGCGCCCCGGCCCUGCUCCUCAGCCUUCGCCCGGGCGCCCCACCUGCUUCCUCGGUCCCAGAGACCGAGCACCUGUCCUCCGCCUCGGCUUCAGCUGAGCCCCCCUCCUCCGGAGCGCGCACAGCCCUGCUGCCCGAGAAGUGCCCCAGCCUGUCGCCGGCGACCACCAUGGCGGAGACCAACAACGAAUGCAGCAUCAAGGUGCUCUGCCGAUUUCGGCCCCUGAACCAGGCCGAGAUUCUGCGGGGAGACAAGUUCAUCCCAAUUUUCCAAGGGGACGACAGCGUCGUUAUUGGGGGGAAGCCAUAUGUCUUUGACCGGGUGUUCCCUCCAAACACGACCCAGGAGCAAGUUUAUCAUGCAUGCGCCAUGCAGAUUGUUAAAGAUGUCCUUGCUGGCUACAAUGGCACCAUUUUUGCUUAUGGACAGACAUCCUCAGGGAAAACACAUACCAUGGAGGGAAAGCUGCAUGACCCUCAGCUGAUGGGAAUCAUUCCUCGAAUUGCCCGAGACAUCUUUAACCACAUUUACUCCAUGGAUGAAAACCUUGAGUUCCACAUCAAGGUUUCUUACUUUGAGAUUUACCUGGACAAAAUUCGUGACCUUCUGGAUGUGACCAAGACAAAUCUAUCUGUGCAUGAGGACAAGAAUCGGGUGCCAUUUGUCAAGGGUUGUACUGAACGCUUUGUGUCCAGCCCAGAGGAGAUUUUAGAUGUGAUUGAUGAGGGGAAAUCAAAUCGUCACGUGGCUGUCACCAACAUGAACGAACACAGCUCUCGGAGCCACAGCAUCUUCCUCAUCAACAUCAAGCAGGAGAACAUGGAGACCGAGCAGAAGCUCAGUGGGAAGCUGUAUCUAGUGGACCUGGCAGGGAGCGAGAAGGUCAGCAAGACCGGAGCAGAGGGAGCCGUGUUGGACGAAGCAAAAAAUAUCAACAAGUCACUGUCAGCCCUCGGGAACGUCAUCUCCGCGCUGGCUGAGGGCACAAAAAGCUACGUUCCCUAUCGUGACAGCAAAAUGACACGGAUCCUCCAGGACUCUCUGGGAGGAAACUGCCGGACAACUAUGUUCAUCUGCUGCUCACCAUCCAGCUACAACGAUGCGGAGACCAAGUCCACCCUGAUGUUUGGGCAGCGGGCAAAGACCAUUAAGAACACUGCCUCGGUGAAUCUGGAGUUGACUGCUGAGCAGUGGAAGAAGAAAUAUGAGAAGGAGAAAGAGAAGACAAAAGCUCAGAAAGAGACGAUCGCAAAGCUGGAGGCUGAGCUGAGCCGGUGGCGCAGCGGAGAGAACGUGCCUGAGACAGAGCGCCUGGCUGGGGACGACGCAGCCCUGGGAGCUGAGCUCUGUGAGGAGACCCCCGUGAAUGACAACUCGUCCAUCGUGGUGCGCAUCGCGCCUGAGGAGAGGCAGAAAUACGAGGAGGAGAUCCGCCGCCUCUAUAAGCAGCUCGAUGACAAGGAUGAUGAGAUCAACCAGCAGAGCCAGCUCAUAGAGAAGCUUAAGCAGCAGAUGCUGGACCAGGAAGAGCUGUUGGUGUCCACCCGAGGAGACAAUGAAAAGGUCCAGCGGGAGCUGAGCCACCUGCAGUCAGAGAAUGACGCUGCUAAGGAUGAGGUGAAGGAAGUGCUACAGGCCCUGGAGGAGCUGGCCGUGAACUACGACCAGAAGUCCCAGGAAGUGGAGGAGAAGAGCCAGCAGAACCAGCUUCUGGUGGAUGAGCUAUCUCAGAAGGUGGCCACCAUGCUGUCCCUGGAGUCUGAGUUGCAGCGGCUACAGGAGGUCAGCGGACACCAGCGAAAACGCAUUGCUGAGGUGCUGAAUGGGCUGAUGAAGGACCUGAGUGAGUUCAGUGUCAUCGUGGGCAACGGGGAGAUUAAGCUGCCGGUGGAGAUCAGUGGAGCCAUCGAGGAGGAAUUCACGGUGGCCCGACUCUAUAUCAGCAAAAUCAAAUCAGAAGUCAAGUCUGUGGUCAAGCGCUGCCGGCAGCUAGAGAACCUGCAAGUCGAAUGUCAUCGCAAAAUGGAAGUGACUGGGCGGGAACUCUCCUCCUGUCAGCUCCUCAUCUCCCAGCAUGAGGCGAAGAUCCGCUCGCUUACAGAGUAUAUGCAGAGCGUGGAGCUAAAGAAGCGGCAUCUGGAAGAGUCCUAUGACUCCCUGAGUGACGAGCUGGCCAAGCUCCAGGCCCAGGAAACUGUGCAUGAAGUGGCCCUGAAGGACAAGGAGCCAGACACACAGGACGCAGAUGAAGUGAAGAAGGCCCUGGAGGUGCAGAUGGAGAGUCACCGGGAGGCCCAUCACCGGCAGCUGGCCCGGCUCCGGGACGAGAUCAAUGAGAAGCAGAAGACUAUCGAUGAGCUCAAAGACCUGAAUCAGAAGCUCCAGUUAGAGCUAGAGAAGCUUCAGGCUGACUACGAGAAGCUGAAGAAUGAAGAGCAUGAGAAGAGCAGCAAACUCCAGGAGCUGACAUUUCUGUAUGAGCGACAUGAACAGUCCAAGCAGGACCUCAAGGGUCUGGAGGAGACAGUUGCCCGGGAACUCCAGACCCUCCACAACCUUCGCAAACUGUUCGUUCAAGACGUCACGACUCGAGUCAAGAAAAGUGCAGAAAUGGAGCCCGAGGACAGUGGGGGGAUUCACUCCCAAAAGCAGAAGAUUUCCUUUCUUGAGAACAACCUGGAACAGCUUACAAAGGUUCACAAACAGGUGGAUGACUGGGUUUCAAAGCUGGUACGUGACAAUGCAGAUCUGCGUUGUGAGCUUCCUAAACUGGAAAAACGACUUAGGGCUACGGCUGAGAGAGUUAAGGCCCUGGAGGGUGCACUGAAGGAGGCCAAGGAGGGCGCCAUGAAGGACAAGCGCCGGUACCAGCAAGAAGUGGACCGCAUCAAGGAGGCCGUUCGGUAUAAGAGCUCCGGCAAGCGGGGCCACUCUGCUCAGAUUGCCAAACCUGUCCGGCCCGGCCACUACCCAGCAUCUUCACCCACCAACCCCUAUGGCACCCGGAGCCCUGAGUGCAUCAGUUACACCAACAGCCUCUUCCAGAACUACCAGAAUUUGUACCUGCAGGCUGCACCUAGCUCCACCUCCGACAUGUACUUUGCAAACUCCUGUACCAGCAGUGGGGCCACGUCUUCCGGAGGUCCCUUGGCUUCCUACCAGAAGGCCAACAUGGACAAUGGAAAUGCCACAGAUAUCAAUGACAACAGGAGUGACCUGCCAUGCGGCUAUGAGGCUGAGGACCAGGCCAAGCUGUUCCCUCUCCACCAAGAGACGGCAGCCAGCUAAUCUCCUUACGGACUGCCGCAUACCUGCACUUUCAGUUUCUAAGAGGGACUGAGGCCUCUUCUCUCAGCAUGCUGCAAACCUGUGGUCUCUGAUACUAACAACUCCCUCCCCAGCCCUUGUUGUUUGACUGUACCGUUUGAUGUCUACUCUUACUCUGUAUCUCUUUGUACUCUGUAUCUAUAUAUCAAAAGCUGCUGCUAUGUCUCUCCCUUCUGUCUUACUCUCUAAGUAUCUAAUGAUGUAUUUAGCAAUUUCUAAGCAUAGUAUACCCUCCUCAUUUGGGGUAAUAGGGAGGAGGGUGAAUGUUUCUUCUUUCAAACACGCGUCUCUCACACUGAGUGGUGUUAGUCACGGAGAUGGUAAAAGGAAAAAUGGGAGCUAGAGGGCUGUGAUCCUUCUCUCUCUCUCUCUCUCUCUCUCUCUCACUCACACACACACACACAUACGCACACACGCACACGCGCACACACACGCACACAAAGCCUUAAGCAGAAGAAUGUCUUAGCAUCAUAAGAAGAUACAGAAAUAGACUCUUCCUCCCUCCUCUUUCACAUAUAGCACAGGGGAGGGUAAAAUGGAAGGACUGCUAAAUUACAUGUAGAAUUUUAUUCAUAUACCCCUCAUCUGAACGGAGGGAGUCCGGGUGUGCAACUCUACCCUCCAAAGUGUACCUUGGGCCUCCCUCUUCCUGUCCCCUGACCCCCCGUCCCGAUGACCGAGGACAUGGAUUGUUCAAGGGACUAUUUCCCUUUCUCCUCAAAACUCCUUUUGAUAUUCUCUGCCCCAGAACUCAUGAACAGAACCUAGAGUUAACUUAAAAUAUUUUGAGAAUUUGAGGAGGCAGACACUUCACAACAGUCUGUCAAAUGGUUGCUCAUCUGUCAGGUGAUAGUUAUAGGCAAGCAUAGCCAAUGAUUGCUUCUUUGGGUUUGGGGGGGUGAACACACUGGGAAAUUCCAAGUGUUUUUUGCCACGGUGAGGAGCUGGAUUCUUUUCUCUGUCCCAUAUUGGGCUGCAUGUUCUUCCCAUCUCCACCUUUUGGUUUGGGACCUUCCAGUUCAUUGACAAAAUAUCUAUCUCAAGAUGCUUUCCUUUCAGGCUAGAGCCUCACUUUACCCCAUGAUAUGUCAAAAAAUUUCUCUUGACACAAAUCCUUUGAUAAUAUGUCCCCAUCUGGUACUAAGUGCACUUUAAAGAAAGGGGCAGAGCAGACUGGGGGGAGGAUGGUUAGAGGGGAGUGCUCUUUCCCCAGCACCACCCCAUGUAAUUGAUAGGACUGUUAUUUUAGUGUCCUUCCACAUGGUGCUAGGGUGGUUUUCUAGGUAACUGCAGGGAUGGAGAGUGGAGGUCAUAAGUCGCUCCAAAUCAAGAAACAAAGCCUGGUGUCCAAAUACCCAGUCUUACGUAGGGUGGAAGAACAGGAUCCCCCAGCAGGGCAACCAUCACCUAGUUUCGAAGUCAGGGAAGAACGCUUGGUGUGAGUACCAGCUGGCAAAUAUAGGUUGUAUCGGCCUGUGACUCCUUCAAGGGAAAAGGUUCCUUCCUCUGUUACCUGUUGGGCCCCUUUUUAGCAAUUAGGGAGACAUGCAGGGAAAAAUAUACCAGAAGGGUGUAGAGUAAAUCCAAAGCAGUGAUAUUCAAGCAUUUUUCAAAACAACUCUUUUAUGGAACCCCGAUAUAAAAAAUAACUAAAAGUGAUGCAGAUCUGGGCAGUUUCCAUUUUCUUUAUUUGGUGGAAAAUGCUUCCUUGGUGGAGCAGCUCUUAAAUAGUCUUAAGAGUUUAGAACCUGAGGGUUCUAUAAAGUAGUUUGAAAACCACUGCUCUGAAGGAAAGGGGUUCCAAUCUGCCUCCCCUGCCCCAAGCCCAUAACCUAGAGCAAAGAGGGAAAGUCCCGAUGGGAGAAGAAGGAAGCUACCUAUGCCCCUGUAGACUUGAGCUAAGAUUUGCCAACAGGGCACCUCAGAAUCACUUGGGCUUUAUUUAAUCUUGCCACCAAAUGAUUCUUUUAAAACACUUAAGAAACUGUGAAGGUGUAGGGCAGAUGAGGAGAGAGAUGUAAGGGAAAUAUAAUUCACUUACAUAAAUAAGAACACACACACAAGGCCUUCACCAGAAGCUUCACUCUACAUCCCCCCACCCCUUCCCACCACCACAGCAUCCCUUUCGGAGAGCUAGGGUCACCACAAAGGGGCACCUGGCCUGCCCACUCACAUCUGCCAAAAUGUUGCAUGCCAGCGUGGAAGACAAACCAAACCGCACAAACCCCAGUGUGUAUUUACUUGAUGUACAUAGAUACCUUGAAAAUAAAAUAAAUUCAACGAUGA